This is a messenger RNA of Gambusia affinis (western mosquitofish), 447 nucleotides long. It is a transcript of the gene pet117, whose product is annotated as protein PET117 homolog, mitochondrial. Gene Ontology annotation, biological process: mitochondrial respiratory chain complex IV assembly. NCBI's taxonomy places the organism in Eukaryota, Metazoa, Chordata, Actinopteri, Cyprinodontiformes, Poeciliidae. The record is from RefSeq and is a predicted model, not a curated record. Bases 94 to 333 code for a protein of 79 amino acids. The transcript is spliced from 3 exons. Gene Ontology annotation, cellular component: mitochondrion.
UCACUCCACUUCAACUCCGCAGAAGAAGAAGAGAAGGCGGAAGUAGCGGAGCAGCGUCUCUUAGCUUCGUGCUAAGUCCAUCGACUCAGAGGCAUGUCUACGGCCUCCAAGGUGGUUCUGACGAUUUCUGUGGUUCUGACUGUCAGCUCGGUGGCCGGGGUCCACCUCAAGCAGGCCUGGGACCGGGAGCGUCUGCGUGAGGGCGUCCUGCGGGAUCUGGACCGGCUGCAGCGGAAGCAGCAGAACCUGCUGGAGGAGCAGAAGGUUCUGACCCGGCAGCUGGAGGAGGAGAGGCGGGGCCAGGAGGCCAGGCUCCGCCCACAGGACACCUGAGCCAGGUGUCUCUCUUCCAGGCGAUGGACGGCGGCGGCGCGACGGAGGGGCUGGAGGAGGGGGAGGUGGAGGGAGAGACGCUGCUGAUUGUGGAGUCGGAGGACCAGGAGGACC